Venustampulla echinocandica is the source of this 2754-nucleotide messenger RNA. RefSeq lists its product as uncharacterized. Lineage: Eukaryota; Fungi; Ascomycota; Leotiomycetes; Helotiales; Pleuroascaceae. Bases 1 to 2754 code for a protein of 917 amino acids. The record is from RefSeq and is a predicted model, not a curated record. The transcript is spliced from 2 exons.
AUGAAGUCUGUCACGGCUUGGUCGGUCCUUGCUUUCGCUGGCUAUGUAUCAGCAAACACUUGCUAUGAUCUUGCCUCCAAUGUCCCAGCUUGCGCAACUGGUUGUAUAAACUCAGCGGCUUCCGUGGCAGGUUGCACAAACGGCGAUUAUGGGUGCCAAUGCUCGAGCUCUCAAUCUUCAGCGAUCCAGUCUCUCGCCAUAAACUGCGCUAUAAACAGUUGUGGGGUGAUGACCGCAAUUUCCGCCAGCGCAUCCGCCGCCGCUGUCUGCAAGUGUCUUGCUUCUGCUGGGACAGCAACAAGCGUUAUAACCACCUCGUCCAGCCCCUCGUCGAGCUCUGCGGCACCGUCCAUUCCGUCGCCCACGGCGACAGUCUCCAGUGCUGGACCAGGCACCACCACAUCGGCAUCCGCAACAGGCCCAAUUACAACCGCCCCAGAGGUGCCAUCAAGCGCUGGAGGAAGUUGUAGCGCGUCGAGCCCGUGCCAGAAAUCAGCAGAUGCUAUCCCUGAGUGUGGAAAAGGCUGUCUUAACUCAGCAGGCUCCGCCAAUGGCUGCGUGGAAAGCGACUUCAAAUGCCAGUGUGAUAAGGCCUCAGCAAUCCAGCAGGGAGCACAAGGCUGUGUGAUCUCGAGUUGCGGUAUCAACUCCGGACUUGCUCUACUCAGCUCUGCAAAUGCUCUGUGUGCUUGUGUUACCGCAAACCCCACAACCCCUUGCACUGGCUCGGCAACAACUACACCAGUCACUACGCCAACCACUACGCCCAGUUCAUCAGCUUCAUCUACGGGGUCACCCGAGACUAGCCCCGGCGCCUCAAAUACUUCUGGAGGUUCCGGACCAUCUCCAUCUUGCGUACCAAGUGCUGGAACUAAACCUGAUUGCUCGAGCAAAGCAGCAGCUAUUCCCUCCUGUGCAUUGGCUUGCUUUUCAACCAGCAUUGCCAAGAUUGGAUGUGCAUUGGAUGACUAUGCUUGCCAGUGCACUGCUGAUAACAAGGCAGCGUUGACCAGCGAUGUCAUUCCCUGCGUUUCAACUUCGUGUCCAUCCUCUGAGCUCGCUGCUGUUCAAGCUGCUGCUGAUGAGGUUUGCAACUGUGCCAAUUCACCUGCCACUGGGGGAACAAGUUGUUCAUCCGAAAGUUCUACCAACCCAACAGGAACAUCCGGCCCCGGCUCCGGCCCAGGGACAACCACGGUGGACUGUUCCACAUCUACCACAGCCGCUGGAUCAGGAGGACCGGGCGGAUCUGGUGGCUCUAGUACGACAUGCGUCGAGGUCCCAGCUAGCACGCCUGAUUGCUCGUCCAAGGCAGCUGAAAUCCCAUCCUGUGCCCUGUCUUGCUUCAGCACAGCUAUUGCAAGUAUCGGUUGCGGCUUGACCGAUUAUACUUGUCAAUGCACAUCCUCCAAUGUUGCUGCUCUCACUAGUGCGGUUACUCCAUGUGUUGCCAAAUCUUGCCCGUCCUCCGAGCUUUUGAAUGUACAAAGUGCAGCUAAUGCAGUAUGCUCUUGCGCCAACUCAGGGUCGUCUGAGGCCUCUACAAGCUGCUACCCAGUUGGAUCCCAACCUACGCCUACUGGGCCUUCUGGCGGUGGAUCGGGAGUGCCUACUGGUAGCGGACCAUCGCCAACUGGUGGCAGUGGAACAGGAAGCCCAGGAACUGGAACAGGGAGCCCGGGAAGUGGAACAACUUGUGUGGCCGUUCCAGUGGCAGCAAGCACCCCGGAUUGUUCUGCUAAAGCUGCUGAGAUACCCUCCUGUGCCCUUUCCUGCUUGUCCGACGGCAUAGGAAAGAUUGGCUGCUCUCUCACUGACUACGCAUGCCAAUGCACCAGCGCCAACAAAGCCGCUCUUACUUCCGCAGUAACACCCUGUGUAGCCAAAUCUUGCCAAGGUUCAGAUCUGUUAAAGGUGCAAAGCGGCACAGAUGCGGUUUGCGAAUGUGCAAACGCCGCCCCUUCGUCAUCAGAGAGCACCACGAGCUGUUAUCCAAUCGGUUCCCAACCUACUGGUACAGGUAGUGGCUCAUCACCAGGCACUGGUAGCGGACCUCCAGGAAGCGGUGCUGGUACUUCAGAGGCACCCGCCGCUCCUACUGGAGGUUCAGGAACUGGCACAACAUGCGAGGCAGUUCCAGCAGCCAGCGGUGCCCCAGACUGCUCCUCCAAAGCAGCUGCCAUCCCAUCCUGCGCUCUAGAAUGCUUCUCAGCUGCAACAGAGAAAAUUGGCUGCUCUAUCACAGACUACGCAUGCCAAUGCACAAGCGCCAAUGUCGACGCCCUCACAUCGGCCGUUACGCCUUGUGUGCUCAAAUCGUGCCCCUCUUCUGAGGUUGCCAAUGUUCAGAGCGCCGCAAAUGCUGUGUGUGCUUGCGCCAAUGCGCCAUCCUCUCCUUCAUCAGAGGCUUCUACUACGUGCUAUCCUAUCGGCUCGCAACCCUCUGGCUCGCAACCUCCUUCUGGCUCGCAACCUCCUUCUGGCUCGCAACCUCCUUCUGGCUCGCAACCUCCUUCUGGCUCGAACCCUUCUACUGGCUCGCAACCUUCUUCUGGCUCUGGUGCAUCACCACCUGGUGGAGCUGGAGGAGCGAAUGUUGGAGCUUCCGGUGUUAACUCUUUGAGCACAGCUGUUGUGAGCAGCUCACCAAGCAACACAGUUGGCCCAGUACAAGUUACAGGAGCUGCGGAGAAGAGAUUCACCGCAGGACUCGGAAUGGUGGGAGCAGCUGUUUUUGCGGCUAUUGCUCUGUAG